Molecule: messenger RNA, 789 nt
Organism: Rhizoctonia solani
Lineage: Eukaryota; Fungi; Basidiomycota; Agaricomycetes; Cantharellales; Ceratobasidiaceae
Product: pyridoxal biosynthesis protein PDX2
Exons: 4
Coding region: 1-789 (262 amino acids)
Biological process (GO): pyridoxal 5'-phosphate biosynthetic process; pyridoxine metabolic process
Cellular component (GO): cytosol; glutaminase complex
Molecular function (GO): glutaminase activity
Source: RefSeq, a predicted model, not a curated record
AUGACUAUAGCUGAAAAAGAGCGGCCAGUUACGGGUAUGGCCACUGUCGGUGUCCUAGCUAACCACAACGUGCGACUUACAUCUAUCUAUCCCACAGCUCUUCAGGGAGCAUUCGCAGAGCAUCACGAAAUUAUAUCACGCGUGACACCUCGUGUACAGGCCACACUCGUUCGGACUCCGGCAGAACUCGCACUUUGUGAUGGAUUGAUUAUCCCGGGCGGGGAGAGCACAUCGAUUAUAUUACUUGCGCGACUAGCAAAUCUAUUGGAACCAUUGCGAGAGUUUAUCAGGACCAAGCCCGUUUGGGGAACUUGUGCUGGGGCGAUUUUGUUGGCAUCUGGGGGCGUUGAGGGUGCUAAAAGGGGCGGUCAGGAGGUUCUUGGUGGUGUUGACGUCCGGAUUGGGCGAAACGGAUUUGGAUCACAGCUUGAAUCUUUCGAGGCUGAGCUGGAAGUAAAUGGCCUUGCUGAUGAAGGUCGCCCAUUCAAUGGCAUUUUCAUUCGAGCACCUAUUAUCCUAUCGUUCACAGAACCUGACCCAAAGCGUCCUAUAGAACACAUUGCUCGGCUACCCGGUUACCUACUACCAGAUAAUUUACCUUACACCGGCCCAAGCGUUGCUGCAUCAGGUGAUUUGAGCGUCGACCCUCGUACUGUGGUGGCGCUACGACAAGGGCGAACGUUGCUCACGACAUUCCACCCUGAACUCACGCGUGACGAUCGUUUCCACGAGUAUUUUGUGCGGAACUGUGUUCUCGGACUUUCUCCGAGUGCAGCCAAGGCUUUCUAG